This is a messenger RNA of Acaulospora colombiana, 564 nucleotides long. The record is from the annotation of a GenBank genome assembly. NCBI's taxonomy places the organism in Eukaryota, Fungi, Glomeromycota, Glomeromycetes, Diversisporales, Acaulosporaceae.
UUGGCGGUACGGAUCGUCAAGAACGGGGGUGAUACGAACUUGUUGGAGGCCAAGUCGAGUGGAGGACUCAAGAACUAUGUCAAGAGUUGGCUAGGUGGUGGUGGCGAGUCAGAGGAGGCUCCCAAGGAAGAAGAAGAAUCGCCCGUUGAUUCCGUUCUCGUCGUCAUCGGAAAUGGUGGGGGACGACCCGAUGCAGUGUCAGGUCCAUGUGCGGCCGCUCUCGGAUAUCACGUCGGACCGGUUACUCGAGUAUUUGGAGGUGUGGAAGGGAAGGUGGAAGAAGGUGGUUGGGAUGCGGCCUACUGGAUGGACGUGAGCAAGCCCCUAAACCUCGAUGUAACCCGGCUAACCUUCCAUAGCUCCUUUUUCGAAAUGACGUGCUUUGCGUUAUCGGUCAAUUAUGUGCGAAUGAUCGCAACGGUGAAUGUUGGGAGUGCGAAAUCGCGGGCUAGGAUGAACGGGUGGUUUGAAAAGUGGGAGAGCGAAAAGAAGAAGCGACAAAAGGAGGGAGUAGAUGCAGAGCGUAAUGGUAUUGUCGCCUAUCGUCACGAAGAGUAUUGGUAG